Messenger RNA from Dermochelys coriacea (leatherback sea turtle), 5210 nucleotides. RefSeq names its product thrombospondin type 1 domain containing 4 (gene THSD4). Gene Ontology annotation, molecular function: metalloendopeptidase activity. The record is from RefSeq and is a predicted model, not a curated record. NCBI's taxonomy places the organism in Eukaryota, Metazoa, Chordata, Testudines, Dermochelyidae. Bases 600 to 3674 code for a protein of 1024 amino acids. Gene Ontology annotation, cellular component: extracellular matrix. Gene Ontology annotation, biological process: extracellular matrix organization. The transcript has 19 exons.
UCGGCCAGUGCCGAGGGAACCGCGGUGAGCUGCGGUUCUCCAGAAGAGCCGCCAGGUGGCAGCAGGGGCAGCAGCCCGCUCGCCGCCGCCGCCGCCGCCGGCGUGUUUCUCUGCCCGUUCAGGCAGGAGGGAAAAGGGAGCGAGGGCGGGCGCCCGCGAGAGAGGGAACCUGGGAACCUGCCUCGGAGCCCGCAGGGGUUUCCCACAGCCGCUGCCUGGCGGUGCGCUGGGCGUUCCUUAGGGGCUCCCCGCUGCUCUCCAUGGGCUGAGGCUGCCUGGGCACCAGGCUUUGCAUCAGCGGCACAGAGGGAGCCUCCCCGUGGGGGGACUGGACGUGAGCUGCCGGUGACACUGACAAGGGCUUAAUCCCUAUCCUAUAGGGAUCGCCUACAUCAUGAAGAAGCCAAGGGAAACUGCCUCCCAACAAACAAGGCCUUUGCGCUCUCAUGUGGCACUGAUUCCUCUGUCUUACAGGAAACCAUUAGCUUAGGCUAGAUCUGUUGAAAAUUUUGACUGUAGUCAUUCCUUUGCAUUUUACAAGGAUUUGUGUGUAAUCUGCAUUACGUUCUAACACACUGAAGGCUUCAUAUUCAAGGAUCAUGGUAGACAGUUUAAUCGUAUCUUUGAGGCUUCUCGGCUUCAUAGUGGUAUUAGGAUUUCAGCUGGUCAUCCCACAGACGUCAAUUGAACACAGAAAGGUUCCCCAGAGGACAGAAGAACAAAGGUCUGAAGACAGCAGUGCAGGAAUCCUAGGCACAUGGGGCAGUUGGGGCCCCUGGUCUGCUUGCUCUCGAAGUUGCAGUAGUGGGGUAAUGGAGCAAACCCGGCCCUGCCUCCCAAGCUAUUACCACGACAGGGGUUAUUCUAGGCCAGGGCAACAGUACCCAGCCUUGGAAAGAACUCUCACACCCCAGCAUUCCCGCCAUCAUGAAGAUCCAUUGACCCCUCAUUCCAGCCAUGUCAUCUCUGCCAUCCGUACGUCCGUGCCACUUCACAGAAACGAGGAGCAGCUUCAGAGAGCUCUUUGGGUUUCAGUUUCCUCUACGAGCCGCAAUGACAGCCAUCUGAACAGAGGAACGUUGAGAGGCAGCCGGCAUUCUCAAAGGCACAGAACCAAGCCAGAGAGGAGAAACAAAAACCAAAGUCCCAUAGGCCCAGGGAAAUACGGAUAUGGAAAAGUGCCAUAUAUAUUACCACUGCAAACUGACACUGGGCAACUGCCUCAAAAAACACGGAGGCAGCGACAGUCAACAAGGAAUCAAGCAUAUGAGCAGAAUCAGGGUCCUGGGAACACACCCAAUCAUCCAUCUAACCCUUCAGUUCAACAUGGGAAUCUUUACCAAGAAGAACGUGGACCUCAGGUUUUGGGGCCCUCAAUUUAUCAGCAGGCUCCAACCCAUUCACAGGCCUUUCCUGCAUCUCAAAGUUUGUUUCAUGGGACUGACUCAACCCACCAUGGCUCUGCAUCCCGCCAGCCCUUCCAAGGUCAACCUCACUCUCCAAGGGCUGGAACUAUUGUGUGCAUUGGAGCCUACAAGCAGUACAAACUCUGCAACACAAAUAUGUGUCCUGAAAGCAGCAGAAAUAUCAGAGAGGUACAGUGUGCAUCAUACAACAACAAACCAUUUAUGGGUCGAUUUUAUGAGUGGGAACCUUUUGCAGAAGUGAAGGGAAGUCAGAAGUGUGAACUGAAUUGCCGAGCAAUAGGCUACCGGUUCUAUGUGAGACAAGCUGAAAAAGUAAUAGACGGCACACCAUGUGAUCAAAAUGGAACUUCAGUCUGUGUUUCUGGGCAAUGCAAGAGCAUUGGCUGUGAUGACUACCUGGGAUCAGACAAGGUGGCUGACAAAUGCGGAAUAUGUGGAGGGGACAACACUGGUUGCAAGGUGGUCUCUGGUGUUUUCAAACACACGCUAACAAAUCUUGGCUACCACAAAAUAGUAGAAAUUCCUGAAGGGGCUAUUAAAAUCAACAUUACUGAAAUGUCCAAGAGCAACAACUACUUGGCAUUGCGGAGUCGAUCAGGACGGUCCAUCAUCAAUGGAAACUGGGCAAUUGAUCGACCCGGGAGAUAUGAAGGAGGAGGGACUACAUUCACAUAUAAACGCCCAAAUGAAAUCUCAAGCACUGCAGGGGAGUCCUUUUUAGCAGAUGGUCCGACAGAUGAGAUCUUGGAUGUCUAUAUGAUACAUCAGCAACCUAAUCCAGGUAUACAUUACGAGUAUAUCAUUCCAGAAGCCAACGUCAUUAGCCCUCAGUUGCCUCCUCACAGAAGGCCAGGGGAGCCAUUCAAUGGUCAGUUAGAACUGACAGAUGGUACAAAUCACGAAGAUGAGAAUUUGCAUAGGGAGACAGACACUCACACUGGACAGUCAACAGGGACCUUUCCUGUUAUUCAGCCAGGAAGGUUUCCUUCUCAUCAGCCAGACAACCAGGUCCCUGCUGUGCAGCCAUCACGACGAAACCGAGAACACAAUUGGAAACAGGUUGGAACAACUGAGUGCACCACUUCGUGUGGGAAAGGGUUGCAAUACCCAAUCUUCCGCUGUGUAAAUAGAAUCUCUCAUGAGGAGGUGUCUGAGAGCUAUUGUGACACCAGCACCAAGCCCACGCCAGAAGAAGAAGCCUGCAACAUCUUCCCAUGCCCAGCCUUCUGGGAUAUAGGGGAGUGGUCUGAAUGCAGUAAAACAUGUGGCCUUGGUAUGCAGCACCGACAAGUCCUGUGCCGACAAGUGUAUGCCAAUCGUACUCUGAUGGUUCAGCAAUACCGAUGCCAUUACUUGGAGAAGCCAGAAACAACCAGCACAUGCCAGCUGAAGAUUUGCAGUGAAUGGCAAAUUCAGACAGAGUGGACCUCGUGUUCGGUGCCAUGUGGAGUGGGGCAGAGGAUCCGAGAUGUAAAGUGUGUCAGCAAUCUUGGAGACAUUGUUGAUGACGAGGAAUGUAAUAUGAAGCUACGGCCAAAUGACAUUGAAAACUGUGACAUGGGGCCCUGUGCUAAGAGCUGGUUCCUCACGGAGUGGAGUGACAGGUGUUCUGCAGAAUGUGGUGCAGGAGUCCGAACACGGUCAGUAGUUUGUAUGACCAACCAUGUCAGCAGUUUGCCACUGGAGGGCUGUGGGAAUAACAGACCUUCUGAAACAAUCCCCUGUGACAAUGGACCCUGUAUGGGUAAAGUGGAGUGGUUUGCUGGAAGCUGGAGUCAGUGUUCAAUUGAAUGUGGCAGCGGAACCCAACAGAGAGAAGUCAUUUGUAUUAGAAAAACGGAAGGCAGUUUUGAUGUGUUGAACCCUUAUGAAUGUUCAUUUUUGGAAAGACCGCCCAGCCAGCAGUCCUGCUACCUCAAACCCUGUGGGGCUAAGUGGUUUAAUACAGAGUGGAGCACAUGUUCCAAAUCCUGUGAAGGAGGAUUCCGGGUUCGAGAAGUACGAUGUCUGUCAGAUGAUCUGACACCCAGUAACCAAUGUGAUCCACAGCUUAAACCAGAAGAAAAAGAAUCUUGUAACACUCAGGAUUGUAUACCAGAAAUAGAUGAAAAUUGCAAAGACAAAUACUACAACUGCAAUGUGGUGGUGCAGGCCCGGCUCUGUGUCUAUACCUAUUACAAGACAGCUUGUUGUGCAUCCUGCACAAGGGUGGCCAAUAGACAAUCAGGGUUUCUAGGACGCAGAUAACAACUACUCCAUCACUCAUAACGUCCAUGUUUAACUUUGAUGUGGGAACAUAAACAGUGUUACUGUUUGGACUACAACAGAUUCUACCUUCUUAAAGAGACGGUUUCCAUAUUGCUGAGCACAUCAAGAUUAUGGUUAUGUCUCACACAUAACAUGCAGCAUAUAAUAGGAGCUUUUUGGCUUUUUAAAAUGUUCAUUGUAAAACCGUGAUUUUUAAAGCAUUAUUUUUUACUGAUACUAUUGUAUACAUCUGUUCAUCAAAUAAUUGUUAUUUAAGGGAAAUACCACCCUCUUGUUAUGAACUGAAUGAAAGGAAAAUCAGUCAAAAUGCAUUUACUGGAGAUGUUUGACCAGUACAGAUUCAGCAGCACCAUUAUUUGCUGAAUACCAACCCUUCUUUGGUGCUUUGGUCUUAAAUUAGUAGAAGGUAUCAGUAGAACACGUACAUGAGAAGUGUUAUGUCAUAAAAAAACCCAGCACCCUUAAGACCCAUUUAAGCUCAAUUUCCCAGCACCCUAAUACAUAUGUUUAAUUACCUCAACCCUUCAUACUAAAUUAGUGUCAUGAUUAAUCUCUCUCUACUAUACUUUCACUAACUUCCUGCCUUCAACAAAGCAGCAAAUGUACACACACUUUGACUGCCUAUAAGUGCCUUGUAUCUAAUUCAUAAACUAGUGCACUAAAGUUAUAGUCGAUAAGUCUGUAUGGAUGUUGAAAGCAAUCUAUUACCCACCACAGUGCCCACAGUGACCUUAAGUCUUCUCUUUAACACAUGAAGCUAACAGCUGAAGCUCAAAUUCAUGGGUGACGUUCCUCCACUGAUCUAAAUUGUCAGUUUACACCAACAGAAAAUCUUCCACCAUGAUGUAGCGAUCUCGCUGCAUAAUAAUUUUUCAUUAUAGAAUUGUUCAACAAGUAACAGGAUCAAUCCGAAUGUGUAUCAGAUUCAAUUAGGAUUGCCAUCAGUUUCUGAAGCUGCCACCAAAGGAUUUGGCCUUCUGUCUCUAACAUGUUUUCAUAACCCUUUGGCAUCAGCAGUCUGUGGUGCGUUUUUUAUAUAUAUAUAUAUAUACUAACUGCUUGUGCAGUAGUUUGGAAGUCUGUAUUAAGAAAAUCCUCACUCCUAGCUGUUGAAGGAUUAUUACAGUGUAAUUUGUCUUGUUUUCAUCCUGUGUUGUUCCUCAGUAAACUUACUCUAAAAGAAUAGUAUCUAUUUACACCAUGUCUUCCUGUUCCAGUCAAGAAUGGUUACAGAUUUGCACCUAGGUUAGAUGAUCUUCAUUUUCUACACUUACUGUAUUCAGUCCUGGGAUUUGCUAGAGCUAAACAGAAUGAGGCAUUCAGUGCAGAUAAAGGCAUUCAGUGCAGAUUAAAAGUAUUAAACUACCUGAACAUUUCACAGUUCAUCCACUUUUAUUGAGUCCUUUUAGAUAUUUCUGUGUAAGUAAAAUAACUUGCUUAUUGAAUUACACAUUGCAAUGUGCUCUAAACCCUAGUGAUGUCUUUAAUCUUGAGUCCAUUUUUAAUGUGUCCACU